This is a messenger RNA of Prorocentrum cordatum, 5204 nucleotides long. The record is from the annotation of a GenBank genome assembly. NCBI's taxonomy places the organism in Eukaryota, Dinophyceae, Prorocentrales, Prorocentraceae.
UUGGUUGGUGUCUUUUUCACAGGCUGGAUGCGAUUGUAUUGCAGAUCAUCAACAUCAUGGAUGCGUGGACAUGGGGUGCCGAGUGCAAGAAAGGCGAAGCUCCCACCAGUACCUUUUUCUCUGGCGUGUCAACGCUGUCGAAUGUGUGGCGAGCAACUGGGAACCACAAGAAGAUAAACAAAGUUGCAUCGGAGAACAAUUUCACGCCGUUGGAAUGCAAGUGUAUCUUCAAAUUACCUGGGAAGUGCUUGAAAGGUAGAUGGGGGUCGCUGUACGGAGUGCUCGUGAUAAUUAUCGGCGCUGUCGUGAUCCUGAGGGUCGUCUUCGAAUCUAUCUGGGGGAAGCUCGGCGCCCUUCUUGAGGUUGCGAAGGCUGGGCGGCGCGACGACGACGACGUCGCCCAGAUCAGGGCCAAGGUGGCCGACGAUGCUCGCAGGGACCUUGCUCUGCGGCUACUGGCUGCGUCCGUGGACGACUUGAGCACGCCCGAGGGCGACUUCCCCUGGAAGCUCAGGGAGCGGUACAAGAGGGAGAUCGAGGAUGCUUCGCGGGACGGUCGCUGUGACGCAUCACUUCACGGAGCAGUCUCGCUUUACCGAAGCAAGCUUGACUUCCAGACCCAAGAUCUCGAGGGCAGGAACUCGAAGCUGCAGGGUAUCUUCACCAGAGCUCCCGCCAUGGGGCGAUCGCUUGCGAACGCGAGGAUGUCGAUGUGCUUCGGUGAGAAGAUCGCAGCUCGAGAAUGCGAACGAGAACGCGACGCUGUUGUGGAGCACACAAAGACUUCAGAGCACGCGAACCAGUUCUGCCAGAUUGUUGUAAGGAAGCCCAUGGAGGCUGCGCCCCCGCCAAUCCCAGGCCGCGCCGAGGACUUGGACGAGCCAGACGACCUCUUGUGCCGCGCCCUCGCAGUUGUUUGCCGCAAGGUUUGCGCGGACGAGAAAUGCAGCAUCAACGCGUCGAUGGUAUACAAGGUUGAGGCCGUGAACGGCGAGUUCUUCUACGCGGCGUUCGGGUGGACGUACUGCGCGAGAGUCUUUGCGAUCGAGUGCCAGAUGACGGACCACGACGACGAUGGCGCGCUCGCAUGGAAGUUACUGCAUCCGAUACAGCCACGGGCACUCGACGCCAUGAUCAAGCUGAAUUGCACAGCCGAGGAAGAGGUCGACCUCGACGUGAUGAUGGAGGAGUUGCUGGAGGAGAUCGAGGGCGUCGAAGAGGAUGAGGAGCAUGCUGCCGAUCCAGUCGCACCUCGUGAGGAUGAAGAGCGGGAGGAACACGUCGAAGACCAGCCGUUGGACCCAGAUGGCAUCGAGCCCGAACCUGACCCAUACGUUCCCGACGACGAGCCCGAACCAGACCUCGAUGAUGCCGUCCACGCGGGGCCCGAGCCAGCUGGCCCUGCCCCGCUGGUACCACUCGCAGUUCGCGAGAACAAGGAUCGCGUCCAGAACGCCAAAGCCGAAAUGGAUAUUCGCAAUGCUCGUCCCAUCACGGACGAUUGCACGUCCCUUGUGAAGUUGAUUACCGACGACGGAGUCGAGGAGGUGCUGUUCAUUGCGUGGACCGGCUUCGCUAAGAGACUGGGCAGGAAGCAGUCGCUGGACAAGAAUAACAAGCCCAUCACGAUCAUCGGCUUCGCAGUGCCCGUGAAGGACUACAGCAACUCGCUAAUCAUCAUUGGCGAUGCACCCGUGGUCCGAGGUAAAUUCAAAAAGCACGAGCGGCCUGACAUCCCAGAGUGGUGUCUGUUUAUCGAGGAGCUCGAGAGCAUUCGGAUAUGGCCUGGACCCGCUGAGGGCGACGGGUCCUGCGUGCAGUGUGCCACCCAGACCGACGACCCCAUGUACAAGUGCACCGAGUGCUUGUCCGCGUGGCACGUUGGCUGCGCCCGCGCCAAGAGCACUCCAGUGGGCCCAGCCUUCACCUGGAAGGGCGAUGCCCUUGCCUCUUCCAUGAGCUGGAAGGGCGUCUUCCAUGAGAUGGCAGACCUCUGGAUCAGGGCUUCCAUGAGAUGGAAGGGCGUCUUCCACAGGAUGGAAGGCGGCCCUCCGAGCGAGGCACGACCCCACGAUGCUUUGGUGCCAGCCGCGGCCUCGCUUCCUACCAUGACCGAGCUGCAACAUAACAAGUACACUGCCUGCCCAUCGUUCGUAGCUCGAGUUGGGGAGAGGCCACUUCAAGAGCAGAAGCAGAUCUGUGACAGCCUCUACAUGAUCGAUCCUCCAUACAACCUUCAGCUCGUUGAUGCGGACGGCGAAUGGACGACUCUGCGGGGCCCGUGUAACGCUGGCCGUGGCGGUAAAGGAUCCGUGGAAGAGAAGCAGCAGUCGGUGGAGGAAGUCGGCAUCAUUGCAGUUCGGGCACCACCGAGGAUGCGAGAGAAGGUAGUUGAAGGUAAGAAGAAACAUGCACUGCUCAGCUGGGCGACGUUGCUGGAAGGCGCCCGCCUUGCAUACGAGAAGGACAAUGAGAAGGAGAACAAGGCCCUUCAGCUAUCCAUUGCCAAUGGCAUCCAGAGGGCAGAGUUGUACGAGUCUGCCAUGCCAGUCGACGCCGCUAAGUUCAUCAUCAACUUCGACAACCAGGUCAACGCAGUCGUCACGGCCAUAACGUUCGUAGAGUCUGCCAUGCGUACUUCAGAGGUCGAGCCUGCGUGGAAGCAGAAGAAGGAUAAGAUGUGCUGGGCUAUUGCUGGCCUGACACAGCCAGUUCAUGACUCUAAGAAGCUCAAAUUCGCAAAUGGAAUGUUCCCGAAAAUGUGGUGUAGCUACGCGCACUACGAGGAGACGAACUUCUGGUUCAAGCACGGCAGCACGACGGUUUGGAAGGAGUUCGAGGCCAAGGCAUUGGAGUUGGUUGACUUCUCGAGCGAGCCCAUGCAGGAGGCGGUCAACUCCUUGCUCCAGGACGUCGCAGAGUCCGAGAGCCUGAAGGGGACGAGGCUCGAGCAUGCGAUGGCGAUCGUCGCUGAGUCAUUGGCAGAGAUGGAGUCGAACAGCAAGCGCGCGAUCUCGCUCAUCCAGGCCAUCGCCGACUACAUGAGGACAAAGAUCGACAGGGCGCACGUCCAGGAAGACAAGAUCGCGGCCUUCGUGAACAUUGCCAUGGCAGGCGUCAUGAACGACAAGGUCAUUCUCAAGCCGAUGCCGAGCAUGAAUGAGAAGGUCAUCAAGGGGUUGAGCAGCUUGAAGAAGGUGUUCAAGGCUGAUGCGUACAUGGAGGCUUCUUGUGGGGUAAGCAAAAAGCAACCGCCCUCAAACCUGAUUUUCCAGCCGGCCUUCUUGGGCAACAGACUGCUGCCGGCUUGGUUUAUCCCCCUGGGUCCUUCGCCCUUCAGGCCAUCGGAUACCGAUUUCAAUGCCAAGUCGAAUCUCCAAGAGAUCGUCUCCUGCCUGGAUGAUCGCGGGCCGCAGCUUACGGCAUACGGCGCCACCGAGUUGAUCGACGACCUCGCGGCGUCGGCCUUCCACCUUCUUCAGUACAUGACGGAGUGUCCGCCUGGGGCGCCAUUGCUCGGGCUGAAAGGGCCAGCAGACAGCAUGAAUGCAGCGAUGAUGGCGUGCUUGUCGGCCAGCAACCUCAAGGAGCAGGGGGGCGCCUUCCAUGCGAAGAAAGACGCGCAGGACUGUGUGACACAGAACGCCCUCCAACAGGUCAACGCUACAUUACCAGACAGGUUCGACUCGGUCAUCGAGCUCAUCAGGAGGAUCGAGAACAGCAACGAUCAGGACAUCAUCGACGUCAUGUUGAAAAACCAAGUGUUCAGCAGGCUGAAGGAGAGCAACGUGGGUUUCACCUACAUCUUCAAUCGGAGGCUGCAGCUGUUCAUUCACAUCGCUUCAGGGAUCGGGUCCCAGAAGUGCAUUAUUCGCCAAGGGCCAGUGGCGGCCGAUACUGAGUACUUGACUCCGCUUGUGCUCAACGUGCUGAGAGGGUGCUCUGAAGAUAUCGGCAAGCUGAGCAGGCCAGACAUGGAGUACUCCCUGCUGGGCACGCUUGCGCAGGACAUCGGCGCCAAGAGUUUCAACGAGAUCGCGCGUCUGAUGAUGGACACGGCCUACGACUUCCACGACUUCUGCUUGGCCAACGACGGCGUCAAGUUCAGUGCAGAGAAGGAGCAGUUGCUUGCGUGCCUGCAGAGGUCGACCACUGGGCAGUUCAACAAGCUUGCGAAGGAGAAGGUGAAGAGUCCUACCCUGAUGGAGGUGGGCGACGACAUCAUCGUGGCGAAGCGGGCUGAGAAGGCAGCGCGCGUGGUCAGUGAGUUUGCCGCAGAACGUCCACACCUGGCCCGAGCAUUGAGCAUGCUGAUCGACCCGUUCGGCAUCCUCGUGAAGGACUUGAUGGAGAAACACAUCGUUACGCGCCAGCCUCCCGUCGUGGUCGCAACUACUGCGGCUAAGGUCGACGCGAAGAACAACCCCGUGCCACUGCUGGCGCACAUGGCCACCGUGUGCAACGGGGAGCGGCAGACAGAGCCGCCUGAGCCCAAGUACGGUGAGCUGCCCGACGUUGUGCUCAACGAGUUGAAGCAGACUGUGGGCCUCGAGAUUGCUCGCCUUCGUACCACCGACGUCGGAGACAUCUUCUGCGAGGUCAAGACGGCUGGGAAGCGGACCAUACUUGAGCUAUCUCGGCGUGAGACAAAGGACUCGAUUGGAAAGGUGCUGAAAGUCGAGCUACCAUACAUCGGUAAGGUCAUUGACGCCAUCAAAGCUGAGGGGACUUCGAAGAACGUGCUCAUGGAAUUGAAGCCUGUGUCCAGGGAGGGCUACAUCGACGGCCCCGAGCUCUUCUUGGACGGUUCCAACGUGAUGAAUCCGAAGCGCUCGACUUUCUGCCCAGCAUUCGCAGUGCCCCUCAUCCCGAAGCCGACGACGACGACAGAUACUAAGAAAAACGGGAUGCUUGCUGAGGGUGAGGAGCCUGAUAAGAAAAAACUGAAGUCGAUGCACGGGCUGAAAUACACUCCACACGGCACGCUCCGUGUGGCCUGGAACGACUUCGAGGUUAAAGUCAUGGACGGCCUUACGCAGUUGAAGUUCAUGUACAGCAGGCCGUUUCUCACGAACACCGACGACUACGAUCCCUCUGUGGCCCGCGGCAAGCCUGUCCAUCGGGUCCGUUCGGAGUUUGACGAUGUAGAGGUCAAGAAGUUCAAGAAGGACAAGCUCGCCAAGAAAGCGUUCGCCCAGCAGUAG